AUGCUAUUUAAGAAAUCUACCAAAUUUACUUUUUCUUUCCUCGUUAUUCUCGGCUUGAUUUUCGUUGGUUUGGUUAAUGCUACCCCUGUUCCAUCUGAAACAACUGAAAGUGAUCUCAUUUCAUUUCCGGCCAAGAAUGUGAAAAGAGAAUUUACUCCACAUAACGGGACUCUUCAAGAAUUUUUUAAACUAUUUUAUUGCCAAGUUAAACUUGGCGGAUUUUACUUUGAAUGCGAUGAUUCAUCCACCAUCACAGUUUGUACGGGACCAGGCAUACUUCCUGAUGAUAAAAUUUAUACUAUGCAAGUUUACAUAGGUCCUUAUUUAUUUAACGCCGGAGAUUUUGUAUUCACCAAAUUAGGUGAAUUUGGGAUGAAAACUACCAAAUUUUCUUUUGCUUUCCUCGUCAUUCUCAGUUUGAUUUUCGACGAUUUGGUUAACGCUACUCCUGUUCCAGUUAAAACAAAUGAAAGAAGUCUCAUUCCAUUUCCAGUCGAGAAUGUGAAAAGAGUUAUUGUUUUUUAUCGUACUGCUACUCUUCUUCUUGAACUUCUUGAAAUUAUUAAACUCGAAUUUAAAAUUGCGAACAUGUCUUUAAGGAGAAUGGAAUCUUAUACUUCUGAUGAUAUUAAACUUAAUGACGGGGAUUAUGAAGUCACGGAUUUUAGGGCAAAAUUUGACUCGAUGAUUUAA
Molecule: messenger RNA, 693 nt
Organism: Diversispora eburnea
Lineage: Eukaryota; Fungi; Glomeromycota; Glomeromycetes; Diversisporales; Diversisporaceae
Source: the annotation of a GenBank genome assembly